Molecule: messenger RNA, 576 nt
Organism: Durusdinium trenchii
Lineage: Eukaryota; Dinophyceae; Suessiales; Symbiodiniaceae
Source: the annotation of a GenBank genome assembly
AUGAGCCAAAGUCAUUUCGCUUCACUCUUGGAGGACUCCCAAUGGACCAUGCACAUGGCUGAUCGCACGGUCGUCAGGCAGAACAAGGAGGGUGAUGCCUUGCAUCUACUUUGCUACGGUCUCGCCGUCCGCGUGGUGGACGACGUGGUCUUGGGAAAUCCUUUGGUGCAAGGCGAAGUCAUUGGCCGGGCGAACUUCUUGGGCUUGGCGAAGCGCUACCCCCUGACGGUCCGAACGCAGAGUGUGUGCCACUUUCGAACCUUGACCUAUCGACAGUUGCAACAGCGUAUGGAGACGGAGUUCCCCUUGAGGGAGUGGUAUGAGCUGGCCAAAGUUCAGGUGCAGAACUUUGUCGAAUACGACCAUGCUCAGCAGAAGGUGGAGAUUUUUCAUGCCAAGAUGAGGCGUCGGACCGAGCAAGCCUUCAACAAGCACGUGCACUUUACCAGGGUGAUCCGAGCCAAGAAGGAAGGCACUCUCGACCCGGAAAGGCCAAGGAGCUGGUGCAGGAGUUUCUGGAGUCGACCAGGCGGAGCGGGUUCGUGCGGCGCUCACCUCCGCGCGGGAAGUCAGUGA